UGUUUGGCGUAUCAAAAAAUCAUUUAUUGUAAAGUCGUUGGUUCAUUGUUUUUGAUGUAAAAUAAAAUAGUGAAGAAUAAGCUGUCAUAAUAAAGAAAAUCGAGCACUCACAGAAAUAAUUAUAAUGACGACACCGCAGUCACCUAACCGCAUAUUUAAUGGUCUUGAUGAGGAUAUUUAUAAUGAAGCGAAAUUUGCUCACGAAAUCAAUGACAAGAUGCGUGUACCGAAACGCAUUAAGGCGACAGGCGAAUUUUCAGACGAUGAUUUACUGCUAUCGAAUCAAAACGGGAUGAUAAACAGUUGGAAUUACCAUGAGAAAUUCGAUAUGAAUGUGCCCGAUCGUAUUGUAGUGCUCGGACAUAAUCAGCACUUGGAAACACGUUCCACUCCACGCGAAAUUCAAUUAGAGAAUUCGAUAUUACCAAAAAAUCCAUCGGGAAAUAUAAGGGUGCAGACUCCACCGCGUACGAUUACAUUAAAUGAACAUCAUUUUCCUUCGGCAUCGGAAGAAAGCUCACCACAUAAAUUAACUAACGGUGAUGAUGAUGAUGAUUAUAUGUGUGACGAGGAUUACCAUGACAGGAUUGAAAGACCCGGUCUAAAGGUUUACCGGCCCACAAACGCUGUGGUAGGUUUUCAAAUAAAUGAUGCUAAUUCCGUGGAAUCUGAUUCACAGUUAACUACUGGUGGCGCUAAUAAAAGGUCGCCAAAUGUGAACACUAAUCCAAAUGAUAUUUCCGUUGUGAGCAAUCGCGAAGGCACACCAAUUGGGGAUUUGACGCCACAUGAAGAAAUAUUAUAUUUAAGACGUCAAUUGGCUAAAUUAAAUCGUCGCGUCUUAAACAUCGAAAUAAAUAACGAACAGCGAUUGCAACGCGAGAAGAUAGUGUAUUGCCUAGGGUUGGCGUACUUUGUUUUAAAAGCGAUCUUUUGGCUUAAUCGCAAUUAAAAAGCGGAAAAUGACUAUUCAGCGAUUAACAAAAACAGCAGCAGUCACCAAUUGAAAGGGGAGCAAGAGAGAGAUGCGCGUUCGAUUCAAAAAAAAAAAAAACAAACAAACGUAUUUGUUAACCAGUGGAUGCCUAUUAUUGCUAUACCAACCAGCCAUUUAAAUACAUCACACCUGAAUGAUAGUCCACGCCAUCAUUAGAAAAAGAAAAAAAAAAGUUGCAUUGUUAGCCAUAUAACGAAGCUUUUUAUCAAAUUUAUUUUUUUAUUUGCAUUUUCAUUCAAUUUCAUAUGCAUGGAGAAGAAAAAGUUUCAAAAGUACAAGUUACCAAUAACGAUGUCUAUGACUUAUUUUUUCUAAACUGAUAUUUGCUUUUAGAUACUUGGUUAAGAUAAACUUUCAGAUUUUGUGGUGGUUUACGGUUUAGCGCAACCGCAAGCUAUUAAUGGACUGCUAAGUUUUCUUAAGCAAGUGUCACUAGCAAAAUUUUUGCAUGAUUCCAAGUUCCAAAGAAAUCCAUGCCUUAAAAUUUUCGACACUUUUUUUU
Molecule: messenger RNA, 1499 nt
Organism: Glossina fuscipes
Lineage: Eukaryota; Metazoa; Arthropoda; Insecta; Diptera; Glossinidae
Gene: Tango11
Product: transport and Golgi organization protein 11
Exons: 3
Coding region: 125-952 (275 amino acids)
Source: RefSeq, a predicted model, not a curated record